Messenger RNA from Suillus discolor, 636 nucleotides. RefSeq lists its product as uncharacterized. NCBI's taxonomy places the organism in Eukaryota, Fungi, Basidiomycota, Agaricomycetes, Boletales, Suillaceae. The record is from RefSeq and is a predicted model, not a curated record. The transcript is spliced from 6 exons. Bases 1 to 636 code for a protein of 211 amino acids.
AUGGGCUCUGGGACUACUUGCAGCAGUAGUGGGAGCUGUCUAAGGAUUUUCAAUAUCCGCUUGGACGACAUAUGCGCAACAUUCGAGGGGUUGUAUAUCAGCUGGAACCCGAGUCUGUUUGGGAGUUGUGUUACGUUUCAUGGAUCUUGGCAGCUUGAAAAUGUGGAAGAUCUAUCACAAGCUUCUACUCACCACCUCCGACUGGACGAUCAAAAAACCAAUGACUCCGCGCCUCAUGCACACACAAACGAAACCAACAAGAACGGAAGGGACUCGACAGAAACAGAAACAUGGAUACUCUUAACACGUCACCUCUGCGACACCCGCCGCACAAAUGAAUACAUCGCGAUUAAUGCUCAAGAUGAUACAGUUUUGAGAGAUCCAGAACAUGUUGCGCUCAAGGCACACCGCAACGCACAGAGCAACUACACAAACAGCACACACCUCCUUUCACGCAUCAAAACCUCCAAACUCCAAACCCAAAGUUCAGGCUCCAUAUUAGCCUGCUACGACGGUCAAUUUGAACAAGUCGGAUUCACGGUCACUGCGUAUGCCUAUUCGUCGGAUGUGAUGGUGUCUUGGAAUACGAGGGAUAUGCAGAAGGUCCUCUCAUUUGUUCCACUUGAUCAAAAAUGA